AUGAGAAAGACCUUGAAGUUGUUUUAUAUCUCUGGGUUCCUCUUUUCUUCUAGGGCAUUAUGUAAGUUGGAGAAUUUUAUAAAAAAUGAAUAUGAUAAGGAAAAUUCUGUUUAUAUAAUGAAUAAUAAAGUAGAAAAGGAUUAUGGAAGUGGAAUGAAUAAUAAUAAUAUAAAUAUUGAUAAGUUGCCAAAUGGGAGUUUGGAAAUACUUAAAGUAAAAAAAGAAGCUUUAUUAGGUGAUAAAAAAAAUAUAGAUAAUAAAGAUAUAAAAGAACAACUUCCAGAGAAUAAUAAAAAUUUUGAAGAAAAAAUAUUACAUAAAGAUAUAUGUAAAUUAAAUAAAGAAAACAUCGAAAAAGAAGGGUUAUAUAAACCCAAUACGUUUAAGAAUAUAGAAAAUGAUUUAUUAUAUAAAAAGGGGAAGUUAAAUUUUUUAUAUGAUUAUGGUAUGGAAUUACUUCAUAUUAAUAAGGCACCUAUGAAUAGAAUGAAUAAUUCUAGAGGUUUAGGAGAUGGUGAUAUGUCGUUUUUAGAUAUAUCAAAUAAUAAUAUGAAUAUUUCGAAUAGUUUGGAUAGUUUGAAUUCACUUUCUUUUGUGGAUAUGAAAUCUAUCCAUAGAUGUAUAAAAAAGAGAGCUAAGGGAGAACGAGAUUGGGUGUGUAAUAAUAAAAAUACAAAGGAACCAAAUAUAUGUGUUUCUGAUAGAAAAGUACAAUUAUGUACAGGUAAUUUAAUUGAACUUCCUAUUAGUGAUUCUACUAAAGAGAAAUUUAAAGAGAAACUGAUUUUGGCAGCACAAAAAGAAGGGAGUUUAUUAUUUGAAAAGUUUGGUAAAAAAUAUAAUGAAGAAUUUUGUCUUAAUUUAAAAUGGAGUUAUGGUGAUUAUGGAGAUAUUAUAAAAGGUACUGACAUGGAAGGACUUGGUAGAUCAAUUAAGGUAGAAUUUGAAAUAGAUAGAAUAUUUAAAAGGGAUAAUGAGAAAUCUGCGGAAAAUAGGAAAAAAUGGUGGGAAGAAAUUAGUAGUCAUAUAUGGAAUGCUAUGAUAAAAGAACAUAAAGAGAAUUUACCCAAGGAUAUAAAAGCGUGUUCAUCAGAUAAACCUUCAGAUGAAUUACAAAUUAAUAGAUGGUUAAUGGAAUGGGCUUAUGAUACAGAUUAUAAUAAAAAUAUAUGGUAUAAUAAAUUGGAUGAUUCUAAAAAUAAAUGUAAUAGAAUUUGUCCAAAAGAAGAACUUUGUAAAUCUGAAUGUAAAAAAUAUAAAACAUGGAUUGAUAAGAAAAAUAAUGAUUUCACAAUAUUAUCAGAAAUUUAUUUAAAAUAUAAUAAAAAGACUUCAUUAUAUAAAACUGCUUUUGAAUAUUUAAAACAUAAAUGGGAUAAAUAUAAGGAGUUGAAUUUUAGUAGUAUAUUUGAUCAGUUGAAUGCUAAAUAUUAUAAUAAAUGUAUAUGUCAAAAUAAUAAGAUGGAGAAUAAGGCAUUAUAUGUAAAAAUUGAAAAUAUAUGUAAAAACACGGAACUUAAAUCUAUAUAUGGAGAAUUAUACUGUAAAGAAAAAGGAAAUAAUAAAAUAUGGCAAUGUAUAAAUGAAAAUAUAAAAGAUUUCCCGGAUGUAUGUAGUCCACCAAGAAGACAACACUUAUGUUUAGGUAAUUUAGAUAAGGAUCAGUUUCAAAAUGUGAAGGAAUUAGAUAAAUUUUUGAAUGAAAUUAUUUUAGGUAUUAGAAAUGAAGGGAAGUUUUUAAUAGAAAAGUAUAGAAGAAAUAUGCAUGAGAAUAAGUAUCUUGAUGAAAGUGCAUGCACAUAUUUAAAUUACAGUUUUGAUGAUUAUAAAAACAUUAUACUUGGUAAAGAUAUGUGGAAAGAUGCCAAUUCAAUGAAAACAGAAAAUAUUUUGAAAGGAAAUUUUGAAGGAAUAAAAGCAAAUAUUGUACGUAUGUAUCCAGGUUAUGCUGAUUUGUCUCUUGAUGAAUUUCGUAAACAAUGGUGGGAUCAAAAUAAAAAUCAAUUAUGGGAAGCUAUAUCAUGUGAAUUUUAUAAUGGUCAUCACACAGGAGUAUGUUUGAUGGAAGAUGAUGAUGAUAAUCAAUACCUACAUUGGUUUAGAGAAUGGAAAAAUGAUUUUUGUAUUGAACAAAAUAGAUGGAAUAAUGUAUUAAAGGAAUCUUGUAUAGACAGAAAAGUUCAACCUUCUUCAGGUGAAUCUGAAAAUACACAUGAUGUAGAUACUGUAUGUAGCAGGUCUUGUACGGAUUAUGAUGAUUGGAUAAUUAAUAAGAGAAAGGAAUAUAAAAUGCAAUCAAGUAAAUAUAAAAGAGAUAGAUCAUUAUUUAACAAUGUUAUACAAAAUUUGAAACCUUGGGAAUAUUUAUCUAUGAAAUGUACUGAAUGUACUUGUAAUCUGGAUACUCAAACGUUUGUAUAUCCACAUAAGGGUUAUGAAGAUAUAUGCAAAAGUAUUGUUAAACCAUAUGAUCCUGAAGAUAUAAAGGAUGAAGAAUUCAAUGAACCAUAUUUGAAUGUAAAUUCUAUUAGUGUGACUUCCCAAGAUGUAACACAGAGAGCGUCAUCUGUUGAAGAUGUUUUAUCUAUAAGAGAAAAUGUACAUUUAAAACCUUUUAAACCGAAAGGUGACAGACAAAGUAGUCAUGUAGAUCAAGUAGGGAAUACACGUCAGAGUGAGAGUGAAAGUAAACCAAGCGGUACAAAUGGUAGAAAAAAUCCAAGCACUCAAAGUAGUACAUAUAAUGAUGAUGUGAUUACAUCUUCAUCAAGUUUAGGUAGUAGUUCUGGAAGCGAUGUUUCAUCGUCUGGUGUUGAUGUAGAUGAACAAGAACAUAAGGCUAAAGAAUUAUUACCUCCUCAAACAGUAAUUGAUGGAGUUACUCAAUCAGCUGAAUCUACAUUAAGUCAACAUGGAAAGGAAUCUAGCCAAGAACAACAUAACUUAGAUGGAAGCUCUUUAUACAGGCAUAGUACCCAAGAUGCAGGGGGUAGUAGUACAACAUAUGAUGUGGCACAUGGAACGAAUUCCCUUUUUGGAAGUCAAAUACAAGACCAAGCAAUCCUAUCAGGAGAAAGUAAACCCGUGACUACCUCUCCUUCAGAACAUGAAAGAAGCAAGAUGGAUACACAUGCUGUUGGAAAAAAUAUGGAACAAGUGAGAAAUGCGUCUGUUGAUAGUUCUUCUGAAAUGUCGAAUGGAGAUAGAAGCGGUUUAAAAAAUAAAGAAAUGGAGGGUAAGGAAGUUACUAGAAUAAAAUCUAAAAAUGAUAUAAAUUUGGAUGAUUCUACAGUACACAGUAGACAAUAUACAAAUAAAAAUUCAGGAGAUGGUACAACAGGUAAAGACCAUAUGAAUGUAUUACAAGGUAUGGAUGAACAUUUAGAAAAUCCAUCUAUAUCAGAAAGAGGAGGUAGUGUCUUAGAAAGUGAAUUUAAUAAAUUAAAUAGUACAUCCUAUAGGCGUGAUAAUAAUAGGAUAGAAACAACAGGUGAGAACAAUAUAGACGGUUUAAGUAAUAGCUAUGUGCAUGAUGGGCGUGAUUCCCAAAGGCAUAGAAUGAAUAUAAAUAAUAGAUCUAGACAUGGAUCGCUUGAAAGUGAUAUUGUUGUAAGAGGAGAUGAUAUAAGUAAUAUAGAAGGAGAAGAAGAAGAAGAAGAAGAAGAAGGUGCUAAUACAUUAAAUAAUCCAAGAAAUGUUUUAAAUAAUAUGAAUAGUCGAACUUAUAAUAUAGAAGAAUAUAUUUAUAGAGAUGUUAAUAAAGUAGCUGAUGAUAUCAUGAGAUCUUAUAGAAGCAAUAGAUGUACUAAUGAUUUGUCCUCAAAUUAUUGUAGUAAAUUGAAAAAAGAAAGUUUAUCUAAUGUUUGUACUGAUGAAGAUAGUAAAAACUUAUGUUGUUCCAUAUCAGAUUAUUGUAUGAAAUUCUUUAAUUUUAAUUCAAGUGGAUAUCAUAGUUGUAUGAGAAAAGAAAUUUCGAAUCCUGCAUAUAAAUGUUUUGCAGGGAAAAGUUUUUCAAAUAUGUAUUACUUUGCUGGUGGAGGAUUAUUUUUUAUAAUAUUAUUUCUCCUGGGAGCAAAAAGUUCUAUAUUAAAUUGGUCAGAAGACAAUGGCUUAAAUGGUACAGCCUUUGAAGAAGCUAAUUUUGAAGACACCGCUUUCGAAGUUACAACGGGCCAAGAUUCAGCUUUUGAGGAUUACGGUGAAAAUGCAUAUAAGAUAGGAUUAUUAAUGAACCAAAAAAUUCAGUCAGAUAAAGUUUCAGAUUAUUUAGAAUACCAUAUGGAUAAUUAA
Messenger RNA from Plasmodium reichenowi, 4290 nucleotides. Its product is annotated as erythrocyte binding antigen-165. Gene Ontology annotation, cellular component: membrane. The coding region runs from base 1 to 4290 and encodes 1429 amino acids. Gene Ontology annotation, molecular function: host cell surface receptor binding. NCBI's taxonomy places the organism in Eukaryota, Apicomplexa, Aconoidasida, Haemosporida, Plasmodiidae. The transcript has 4 exons. The record is from RefSeq and is a predicted model, not a curated record.